AGAAACAGACAACUGGACUAUAUUGUGUUUGUAAGAGACUGUUAUUAUGAAGAUGAUCUUGGGUCUGUGCUUGCUUUGUUUGGCCAUGGCUUUAAGAACAGCAGCUCCGCUCCUGAAGACCGAAAAGAUGGAAGAUAUGGCCGCACCAGAGGGAGAAGUCGAAGUGCUUAUGUUUGGUGUCAUACAGUUCAGCGAAUCCCUAAAAUAUGUUUAUGAAACCACAGAGGCUAAGAUAGAUAAAAUCAGCCAGAAAAUGAAAAGCCAUGAGCAGACCCUCAAAAAGCUGGGGAGGCAGACUGAGCAGGCUGCAGAGGUGGAAGAGCAGAUGAAGGAGGUGAUACAGCUGCUACAGGCCCAGAUGGCCAAGCAACAGGCAGACACCAAGACGACUAAAGACUGGCUGGCCAAUAUGGAGCUAGAAGAGGCAGAGCUGAGGACCAAAGUAGAGAAGUUGGAGAAGCACGUCAUAAACUCAGUACCACCUACCAGCGUCAAAGAUCUGCAGGAGAGAGCAGAGGAGAUAACCGAUGUCUUGAGAGGUUUACAACAUUUGACUGAGUUUCAAAAAGAGAUGAUUGAGACCCAGAAUGAGAAGCUCUCCAAACUGCUUCAGAGUGACAUAGCCGUUUAAAUUUCAUCAUGGGUCUCCCAGCCUUCAAUGAAUAAGACAAGAGCCAUCCACAUUUUAACUCUGUAUCGUCACCGGGGUUGGAAAUCAACGUUUGCGCCUACCUUCCACUGUGACUGGUGGAUUCAAAAAUCUACCAGUCACUCUAUUUUAACCGACAGCAAGAUAUAUUGUAAAUAUUAUAAUUAAGGCUUAUAGUAUUUAAGUAAGAUGCUU
This is a messenger RNA of Labrus mixtus (cuckoo wrasse), 844 nucleotides long. RefSeq names its product angiopoietin like 8 (gene angptl8). Gene Ontology annotation, biological process: triglyceride homeostasis; regulation of lipid metabolic process. The record is from RefSeq and is a predicted model, not a curated record. The transcript is spliced from 4 exons. Bases 47 to 631 code for a protein of 194 amino acids. NCBI's taxonomy places the organism in Eukaryota, Metazoa, Chordata, Actinopteri, Labriformes, Labridae.